GAACAGUGUAUGUGUACUAUUCAUUGACUGUAUUGUAUGUAUUGGAGAAAAUCCAAUGUAUUAGUACAACAACAGUGUAUAUGUGUAUGUGUUGUAUGAGUGGAAGCGCAUAGUGUUAUGCAUAGUGUUUACAAUAAUACAGUAUUAGACUCUCACUGACUCAGACUCACAGUCACUCAUACAUACAUUGAUAGCCAAUUGAAUAGCUGUGCGACAGUCAGUCAGUCAGUACUCGUGAUUACCAAACGUGAGCACAAAAUAUAUGCACAUAUAUUGACAGUCUAUGUGUGUGUGUUUGGACUCAUCCAUACAGUUAUGUGAUUGACUGUCACUCACACACACAACAAAUAUAAUAAUGCAUUGAUAUAUAUAUAUAUAUAUAUAUAUAAACAACAACAACACAUGUGUGAUGUGCAAUGAGAUGACUGACCAUUUGAGAUGACUGUCCAUCACUUAAUAAUUAUAUGCGAGGACAACAACAUCAACAACUAAAAGAUGAUCAACACUUACAUGUGAUAAUCACUGGCAAAACACCUACAAUGUCAUCACCUAAUGACACAUUACGUCAUCGGGCGGCACAUCGUAUCGCCCGAAGGGCCCGAUCUUUCAAACAGGACUUCAUUGAAAAACUCAAUCAAAUAAGGAGUCCAUCGGCCACACGGUCACAAUCACCGCAUAAAUACGGUCACCAUUACAGACAUUAUAAGAAUAAACUGGUCAAAGGUCAACAACAACUACAACCACAGCAAACAUUUGAUAGCAAAAAGUCACAAAAAAGUGCUAAAAAAGAGAAAGACAUCAAUAGUGCCAAUCAGUUCGUUAAACACUUGUCUUCAGCGCUUCGAUACUUCCAGGAUGUGGUAGAAAAAGACAAAUUGGAACAGUUGUCCGGUUCGGUCACUAUUAUACUUGAAAUUGUAUUAACAGGUUAUUCACAAUUAAAAGCAUAUCUUAUCAAUAAUGAACAAAGUUCACACAUAGUUUCGGCAACCAAUCAGGUGUAUCAAUGUUUGGCUCAAUUGAUCCGAUGGUCGGACGAUAUUUUGCUUAAUAAUAGAGACAAACCAUUAGAUAAAGAAAAUGUGACCGAAAUUGCAAAGAAUGUCUUGGAAUCAGUUAAUAGUUUGGUUCAGUUAUGUAUUGAUCGCUACAAGAAUAGAGAAAUACUGAAUAAAGUUGUUGUCGUCGACGACAACAACCAAAAUAAUGUCAAACCUAACGGUUCUUCCACACCACUACUCACUACACAAACGUUGGGCCGAUUGCCCAAAAAGGCUGAUCCGACAACACUUAAACAUAAUCUUACAAACACCUCAUCUCACAGGUCAUCACUACCAGAGAUACCGUUAUCUCCGCGCGAGAAACAAAUAUUGGAGACAACAAACUUUGAGACUCCGCCACCCGUUCCCUACAGAAGAAAUCUAAUCGACAGAUUCAACCAUUCCUUGUCCUCAGACAAUGUUCUCAACGACACGUUUGAUACCAUCGACGGAUCAGAUCCGCCGCCGCCUAAGCCACCGAAACUGCCUAUCUUUGAUCAGUUAGAACAAAGUAUGUCCAAUAGAUACUCGGAUGAUGAGAUAAAUCCGCCACCACUUCCUCCUAAACGGUUUCCCCGUACAAACAAACUAUUGUCACAGCAAUCAUUUGAUUGGCCACAAACAUGUCAGUCAUCUAACUGUCACUCACAAUGUGAUAGCAUCGACUCGUGUCUCAACCUAUCGGGACUCAAUCACCUUUCAGCUGAUGACCUUUUAUCUAUGACUCGCAGCGACAACACAUCCGAGACCCGAAGCUAUCGGUCACAACUUAAUUCAUAUAACACGACUUCAUCGUCUGAUGAAAAUCGGAGCAAUAAUUCAUAUAUCAAUCGUUAUGAAUAUCGGUCGACAAAACAAACUAAAACACAUACUUAUCAUUACUCGGUUGACAGUCAAUCGUCAAAAGAAAGUCUUCAUUUUUCAUUAAGUUCGCCACCAUUUCAUUCGCAUAGAAUCGACUCAUUGAUUGAUAAAAUGAAAUCAUUUAAUGCGGGCGAAGACACGGUCGACGGCGAUAUUCCGCCACAAUUACCGGUGAAAUUACGACCUAAACUAAGUCUUUCCAAUAUAAACAAUAUAUUAGAUACUAAACCGAUGCGUCCCGUCUCUCAAUACGAUAAUAUUGACGAAACGUGUGAUUCUAGUCAUUUCAAUCACUAUUGCGGACACGACACCAACCAAAGGUCACAAACAAAUGAGUACUGUCCGCAUAUCACGACGUCGUGUCCGCAUUCAAUUUCAUGUCCACAUUUUCUAAAUACCAGUGCUGCCCCUAACUGUCCAACAGUUACAGUAAUUGAUAGCAAUGACCUGGAGAAUAGACCGCCACCGUUACCACCGAAGAAGCGUAAUAUGAUGGUAUACAUGCAAAUGGUGGACAGUUAUAACGGACCGGAAAGUGUCGAAUUUUAUCGACACUCACACACCUACCAGACCAUAGAAAAUCAAUGGCAGGCCGUUGAGCGCACAUUCAUUCAGCAACGGUCUAUAACUACUAGUUUUGUGUCGGCCAGCAGUGAUGACUCUGUCUUUUCGCUUGAAUCGGAGACGUCGUCAACACCGCCGCCUCUACUUCCACCCAAAAAGAAGAAAUCCAUGUUAACGACAACUACGAUGACAACACCCAAACUUAAUGAGUCGCCUGAGUUGAUGCCGCGCACGAGUACGCCCGUCAGUCUCGUGCCAUCGUCCGAGAGUGGCAUCAGUUCUCAGUCGGAACUGACCAGAGUUGAGAUAGAAGAUCCCGAAGAGUUGUCAGCACUGGAAGAAACUGAUGUUUCCAUAUAUAUUGUGUUCAAGAAUCCAUGUGAUGACGGGCCGGAUAUUAGGGGUGGAACUGUCGACGGGCUUAUCGUUAAAGCGACAGAAGUUUCCAAAAACGAUUUCAUGUUUCAAGAGGCCUUCCUUACCACUUAUCGGACUCUACUGACUCCUAUGGAACUCAUAAAUAAACUGCUAUUUCGUUACAACAAAUUCAUACUAAUUUCUGAUAUGAGACAGAGAGCGGCCAGAAAUGCUUUCGCACUACUGGUCCGAGUGGUCGACGAUAUGUGUAUUGGUGACUGUAAUGACAAAGUACUGGAAAUCUUAAUGGAUUUCAUCUACCAAUUGGUAAAUCGAGGCGAUCUGGCGCUGGCCAAAGUGCUUCGGACCAAAUGUAUUGAAAAGUUAGAUCAACGGGAAAGGACUCGCAACUCAUGCAAAGCACUCUUACCAUCGAUUAAUAUCACGAGUAAACCGUUCUCAUUAUUGGACUUCAAAUCCGAUCAUUUGGCCGAACAGAUGACACUUAUGGACUCUGAACUCUUCCUCAAGAUUGAGAUACCAGAAGUGUUGGUUUGGGCUAAAGAACAAAAAGAAGAACUGAUUCCCAAUUUGAAUACAUUUACCGAACACUUCAAUAACAUGUCUUAUUGGACGCGUUCACGAAUUCUCGAUGAAAAAGAGGCCAAAGAAAGGGAACGACUGGUUCUUAAGUUUAUUAAAAUAAUGAAACACUUAAGAAAACUGUCAAACUUUAACUCAUAUUUGGCUAUACUGUCGGCACUGGACUCGGCGCCCAUCCGACGGCUUGAAUGGCAGAGAAAUAUCACUGAAAGUAUCAAAGAGUACAGCGCUCUCAUCGACUCGUCGUCCAGUUUUAGGGCGUAUAGACAAGCAUUGGCCGAUACGGAGCCACCCUGUAUACCAUACAUUGGUCUCAUUUUGCAAGACUUGACGUUUGUACACAUCGGUAAUAAUGAUUAUCUACCCGACGGUAAUAUUAAUUUUGGAAAACGAUGGCAACAGUACAACAUAUUAGACCAAAUGAGAAGAUUCAAGAAUUGUCACUAUCCGUUCAAACGAAACGACCAGAUAAUAGCAUUUUUCAACAAUUUUGAAGACUACUUAAGCGAAGAUGCGAUGUGGCAGAUAUCUGAAGACAUUAAGCCCAGAGGUGUCACCAGAAAAUGACAAUUCACUCAUACAAACCACAUCUCGCAUUAAAUAUUGUUAAUUUUAUUUUCAUAUUUAUAUAUAUAUAUAUUGUUCA
Messenger RNA from Oppia nitens, 4074 nucleotides. RefSeq names its product rap guanine nucleotide exchange factor 1-like (gene C3G). The coding region runs from base 465 to 3995 and encodes 1176 amino acids. Gene Ontology annotation, cellular component: plasma membrane. Gene Ontology annotation, molecular function: guanyl-nucleotide exchange factor activity. The record is from RefSeq and is a predicted model, not a curated record. The transcript is spliced from 9 exons. NCBI's taxonomy places the organism in Eukaryota, Metazoa, Arthropoda, Arachnida, Sarcoptiformes, Oppiidae. Gene Ontology annotation, biological process: positive regulation of GTPase activity; Ras protein signal transduction.